UUGGGUGCGGACGAGAUCGCGGGCACCCGCGAGGGGCUGGGCUGGCCCCAUGCGCCCUUCACGGUGCCGGACUCGAUCCUCGCGGCCUGGCGCACCAUCGGCGAGCGGGGACGGGACGCGCGAGCGGCCUGGGAGGCGCGCCGUGCCGCGCUCGGCGAGGGCCGCCGGGGCCGCCUUCGACGCCGCCGUGGCGGGCGAUCUGCCAGCCGGACUCUCGGAGGCGCUCGCGGGAUGAAGCGAAGCUUCGCCGAUGAGGGGCCCACCAUCGCGACGCGGGUGGCGAACCAACGGGUGAUCGGCGCGAUUGCCGAUGCCUUGCCGUGCCUCAUCGGCGGCUCGGCGGACCUCACGGGCUCCAACGGCACCAAGACCGACGCGCUCGUCCCCAUCGCCCCCGGCGACUACGGCGGCCGCUACCUCUAUUUCGGCGUGCGCGAGCACGCCAUGGGCGCGGUGAUGAACGGCAUGGCGCUUCACGGCGGCGUCAUCCCCUUCGGCGGCACCUUCCUCACCUUUACCGACUACUGCCGGCCGGCGAUCCGGCUGUCUGCGCUCAUGGAGCUCCGCGUCAUCUACGUGAUGACCCACGAUUCCAUCGGCCUCGGCGAGGACGGCCCGACCCAUCAGCCGAUCGAGCACCUCGCGAGCCUGCGGGCGAUGCCCAACCUCUUGCUGUUCCGGCCGGCCGACGCCGUCGAGACGGCGGAAUGCUGGGAGCUCGCAUUGGCGAACGCCGAGCGCCCCUCGGUGCUGGCGCUCACGCGCCAAGGCGUGCCGUGCCUCAGGGCGGGCGCGGGCGGCAACGGCACCGGGAACGCCUGCGCACGGGGCGGCUACGUGCUGCGCGAGGCGAGCGGCGAGACACCCCGCGUCGUGCUGCUCGCCACCGGCUCGGAAUGCGCGAUCGCCGACGAGGCCCGGCAGACGCUGGAGGCCGCCGGCGUGCCGACGCGGCUGGUAUCGCUCCCCUGCUGGGCGCUGUUCGAUGAGCAGGAGCCCGCCUAUCGCGAUGGCGUGCUGGCGGGGCCGAUACGGUGCGGAUCGCGCAUUGGAGGGAGCAUGACGGUUCGCAUCGCCAUCAACGGGUUCGGGCGGAUCGGCCGCAAUAUCCUGCGCGCAAUUCACGAAUCCGGCCGCACCGAUCUCACCGUCGUCGCCCUCAACGACCUGGGCGACGUGGAGACCAACGCGCACCUGCUGCGCUACGAUUCGGUCCACGGGCGCUUCCCCGGCACGAUCGAGGUGGCGGAAGGCUCGAUCGACAUCGGCGCGGGGCCGAUCCAGGUGCUCAGCGAGCGCGACCCGGCGCGGCUGCCCUGGGCCGACCUCGGCAUCGACGUGGCGCUGGAAUGCACCGGGAUCUUCACGGCGCGGGAAAAAGCGGCGGCGCAUCUGGAGGCCGGUGCCCGCGCAGUGCUGAUCUCGGCGCCCGGAACGGAUUCCGACCUCACCGUGGUCUAUGGCGUCAAUCACCAGGCGCUCACGCGCGAGCACCGCAUCGUCUCCAACGCGUCGUGCACCACCAACUGCCUGGCCCCGGUCGCCUCCGUGCUGCACGACGCCAUCGGGAUCGCGAGCGGCUUCAUGACCACGGUGCACGCCUACACGCUCGACCAGCCGGUGCUCGACACGCUGCACAAGGACCUGCGGCGCGCACGGGGCGCGGCGGGCUCGAUGAUCCCCACCUCCACCGGGGCCGCGCGCGCCGUGGGGCUCGUGCUCCCCGCGCUCGCCGGCAAGCUCGACGGCACCGCGGUCCGGGUGCCGACCGCCAACGUCUCGAUGGUCGAUCUCAACUUCGUCGCCAAGCGGUCGACAACGGUGGAUGAGAUCAACGAGGCGGUGGCGAGCGCCGCCGCCGGCGCCAUGGCCGGCGUGCUGGCCUAUAGCGAGGAGCCUCUGGUCUCGGUCGAUUUCAACCAUCGGCCGGAAAGCUCGAUCGUCGAUGCCGGCCAGACCGCCGUGGUCGAUGGCACGCUCGGCCGCGUGCUCUCCUGGUACGACAACGAAUGGGGCUUCUCCAACCGGAUGGGCGACGUCGCCGCCCAUCUCGGCAACCUGUGA
This is a messenger RNA of Geodia barretti, 2064 nucleotides long. NCBI's taxonomy places the organism in Eukaryota, Metazoa, Porifera, Demospongiae, Tetractinellida, Geodiidae. The record is from the annotation of a GenBank genome assembly.